AUGGCAACUGAGGGAUGUACGUCGUCUGCUUUCCCGAGCGGGGUGUUAUCCUCGUGCCCGGAAACCCGCCAAGUUCAGGAGGCGCUAGAGCUCUCCAUCCGAACCGACGAGAGUGUGGUGAGCGUUCUCUUCUAGAUUUUAGAGGUGUAAUUCUAGAUUUUAGAGGUGUAAUUUAGAGGAGGAAAUAGGAAUAUCAUGAGGUCCUCUGGAGAAGUUGUGAGUACGUCACAAAGAGGGUUGCCUAUUUUCAAUUGUAUUUUUCUCUCUGAUUUUUGCAAAAUUGGAAACUUAUGUUUUUUAUUCCCUUUUUUGUAACAUCGCAAACUUCGUUUUCUGUGAAUAAAACCAAAGAUGCUCUGAUAACUGAGAUGGGACAAGAUGUGCAUGUGCAUGCUUUCUGAUACAGCACAUGCACAAUCUGAUCCCAGCUCAACGUCAGAUUGAGCACAUUAGAGUGAGGGAGUAUAGUAGUAGAAUGUUCCAACUGAAAUGUGAAAUAAAUGAAUCCUCCAUUCUGAGAAAGGGAAAAUAAGAGAUGAAGCGAGAGUGACAGGUGUCCGGCACGUGCCGAGAGCACGCUCAAAAACCACUCAACUCUCGCUUGAACUAAUUUCUUUGCAAGUUAAGAGGCAAUGUCUGAGAAGUUCAAAAACUGCAGGUCACAAAAAAUUCAGAAUGUUUCAAUUUGUCCCAUAUUAUACCCAAUGGGUACUUACAUAACUUACAUAACAUAAAAUAACAGAACAUAACAUACAUCAGACAAGUUUUGGUCCGGCUCCGUGGUCCCUAGUCCGAUGUAACUAAUUUUAAGAAAAUGCUAGCGUCUCAGACUUAACGCCAUUCGAUUUCUCGCAUCUUUUUAAGCAUUUUUCAUGUUGCACCAAAAAUUCAGCACCUCUCCUUCAUGGAGAAAAAUAUUGUUUUAUGACAUUUUCCAGAAAAUUUUUCAGUUUUCUGCUCGUCCUAAAAAAAUUUUAACACUACAUAGCCAUUAUUUUAUUGCUGAUUCUGAAUCUAGACGUUAUUGUGCUUCGGCAAAAAAAGUUCACCCCGAUCCCGAUUGACAUCAAGGUGUUUUUAGACCGAAAUUCACGAAAUUCGGAGUACUUUUGCAUGGAAAAAUGUUCGCGAACUUGAGAAAAGUGCGUUUUCCCAAUUUUAAAAGGGUUCUGAUCGCUAUUUUUGUUGUUUUCGUAUACUUUUAAACAUUCUCGAUUUUUUUGAAGAAUUUCGAAAUUUAUUUUUUUCUCGAAAAUUUUGUUUGUGAAAUUUCCAUCAUUAAGUUAUAAAUAGAUGCAAAACUUGUAAAAAAGGGUGACUCAGGUAUUACGGUGUGAAGACCACAGGAUCGAGCAUUCAUUUGUUCAGACUUACUUAUAUUUUCAGCCUUUCAUCCAUGAGUUGCCUUCUCCCGGUCGUCCGUCCACCAUCUUUUGAUUUUUAACCCAUUUCGUGCACUUCCGGAGUCGCCACGUCCUUCAGUUACGUCUGAAAGUCGUCACGAUCAGUGUCUAACCGAGGCAAAUUUCUUUGCACUCGGCGGGGCUCGAACCUGCGGUCUUCGGAUUGCUAAGCACAAGCUUAACCGCUUACACCACCCUGGCCACGCGGCUCAAUCGCCCAUAGGGUGUAUAUAUAAUGGCGACGGGCGCCGUUGGGCGCUGUGGUGUCGGUGAUAUCUCGAGAACGGAUGGAGUUAUCGAGAAGCAUCCAAGAGCAAAAAUGAUCAGAAAAAUGUGCUCCGUUCAUCUAAAUACAUAUCAUAAAGAUUCAGAAGUCAUUUGAGGAUUCAGAUGACACCGAAAAAAAAUUGUCCAAAAUGUGACUUGAUGUAUAUCAAAUAAAUGACAAAAACACGAAGAUUGUAUGUCCUCAUAAGGAGCUGCCUGUUAUCAUUGAACACACAAGCAAUAUUUGUAAAAAGGGGUGACUCAGGUAUUACGGUGUGAAGACCACAGGAUCGAGGUUUAUUUCUCUCAAACUCACUCUAGAAUUAUUUCUUCUACCUUCCGAGCACAAUCCUUCUUCCUGUCGUCCGCUCUGUGUUUUUGUUUGAACCGUUUACACACUUCCGGAGUCGCCUUCAGUCAGGUCUGAAAGUCGUCACGAUCAGUGCCGAAACAAGGCAAAUUUCUUUGCAUUCGGCGGGGCUCGAACUUGCGGUCUUUGGAUUGCCCGCUCUGUCCGCAUUUACGUUAUUGUACCUGCGUAUUCGAAGAAGGGGGAAAAAAAUUAAGUUAUAUUUUCGUCAUUUUUAUUUUUCGGUGUAAUCUGAAUCCUCAAAUGACUUCUGAAUCUUUAUGAUAUGUAUUUAGAUGAACGGAGCACAUUUUUCUGAUCAUUUUUGCUCUUGGAUGCUUCUCGAUAACUCCAUCCGUUCUCGAGAUAUCACCGACACCACAGCGCCCAACGGCGUUCGUCGCCAUUAUAUAUACACCCUAUGGGAGAUUGAGCCGCGUGGCCAGGGUGGUGUAGGCGGUUAAGCUUGUGCUUAGCAAUCCGAAGACCGCAGGUACGAGCCCCGUCGAGUGCAAAGAAAUUUGCCUUGGCUAGACACUGAUCGUGACGACUUUCAGACCUGACUGAAGGACGUGGCGACUCCGGAAGUGUGUAAACGGUUCAAACAAAAAUACUGUGCGGACGACAGGAAGAAGGAUUGUGCUCGGAAGGUAGAAGAAAGAAUUCUAGAGUGAGUUUGAGAGAAAUAAAGCUCGAUCCUGUGGUCUUCACACCGUAAUACCUGAGUCACCCCUUUUUACAUCCUCACAAGGAGCUGCCUGUUAUCAUUGAACUCACAAGCAAUAUUUGUAAAAAGGGGUGACUCAGGUAUUACGGUGUGAAGACCACAGGAUCGAGGUUUAUUUCUCUCAAACUCACUCUAGAAUUAUUUCUUCUACCUUCCGAGCACAAUCCUUCUUCCUGUCGUCCGCUCUGUGUUUUUGUUUGAACUGUUUACACACUUCCGGAGUCGCCACGUCCUUCAGUCAGGUCUGAAAGUCGUCACGAUCAGUGCCGAAACAAGGCAAAUUUCUUUGCACUUGGCGGGGCUCGAACUUGCGGUCUUUGGAUUGGCCGGUCUGUCCGCAUUUACGUCAUUGAACCUGCGUAUUCGAAGAAGGGGAAAAAUUCAAUACAUACCAGUUUUCUUAUGUGCGAAAUCGAUGUUCUUACCGGUGUAUUAGCAUUUUUUCACCGUUCUCUUUAGUCCCGGAAUAGUGGCUCAAUUGAAUUAAAAUCAUAUAUUCGUAUUUCAUUUACUGUCGGGGCAUUUGAAUGUGAAUGCGCUCUGUUGAGAAACCCAUCGUUUUGUGAUCUCCGACGUUUGAUUUUUCAGCCGUGUUACGAGUUUCAGUAGUUUUUCAUUUGAAUUCUGGAAGAAUGUUCUCUGUUUUUAACUGGCGCCGGGCUGGAGACCACAAUUGCAACAGAGCGCAUUUACUUUGAAAUGCCUGGAUAGUGUCAAUGUCACUUGUAGGCCGCGUUCCGACAGGAUUUUCUGGACAUCGCUGAGUACAGAGCCGACAAAUUUGCGAAUAGAAUGCUGAAGACGACCGACGGGUCGGGAUCGGAGAACAAAGCGAAAUUGGGCGCCUACGGUCAUAUCGGAAAAAUGAUGUUCAUCCAGGUACAACGCAUUAAAGUUUGGGACCAUAAACAAUAAUAAUAAUUCAUUUCAGUACGCUUCGGAAAAAACGAAACUCGAGGAGACCACCUCUAUUCUGGCAAGAGCUCUUGUUAGUAUCACAAAGUGCCAGCUCUCAAGAAAUUUCACAUUUUUUCAGAGAGUCGAGAAACCAAAGCGCCACGUGGGAAAAAAGAACAACCGCUUCCAUUCGAGAGUCACAGUCAUCGAGGACAAACCAGCCGGCCACAUGGUGAGUAGAGGCGAGUUGGAGUUGUGGAUUUAACAGAGUCUUACUGAACUUCCGCCACAACCCAAGUUGGAUUAAAUGUAGAAAACAUGGCUGUAUUUUAAUCGAUUUUAGUGUUUAUUGUAAGGGCAUUUUCUGCAAAAUCGGUCCCCAGAUCGUUGCAGUUUGCAGUACAGAAAGAGUUUUGCAACAAGCCGAAUUUGCCGUGAAAUGCCCCCUAUUAAAAAAGUUAUGAGUCUUUUUAUAGCUCACUUGCUAUAAAAUGCGGCCCGGGCCGGAUUCUAAAAUUUUCCGAAAUUUUCGAAAGAAAAUUUACAACCACCUGUUCAGCAGUGCUGGAGCGAUAGAUCGCAACCCUGACACUCAAUAUUAGAAAAUUUGCCCUGCAUUUUUCUUUCUUUUUGCAAAUAACUCAAGGUAAACUUCCAAGUCGACCGGGCCGGGUCGAGCCACAAAUUUUGCGGUCUUGCAAUUUUAUUUCAUACGACAAAAAUUUUGAAUGACAACUCCAUAUCGAACACAUCCAGUCACUAGUAGAAACUUUUGUCGUCGAACCAUAAGCGCGAAUGCCUUCAAAAUUUUUUUCAGAGACUCGAUGCGUCGUCAGUGGUUGCCACGAACAAGAAGUGA
Messenger RNA from Caenorhabditis sp. 36 PRJEB53466, 4502 nucleotides. The record is from the annotation of a GenBank genome assembly. NCBI's taxonomy places the organism in Eukaryota, Metazoa, Nematoda, Chromadorea, Rhabditida, Rhabditidae.